CAUGAGCCCAAAAAUUAAUCCUAAAAUAGAAAAUUCUGAUUUUGCAAAAAUACAGAUGUAAGUUCAUUAAAGGUAGAUUAUUGAGAUCUUAUAAACAGUAAAAGAAGGUCAUCUAUUAUUAGAAUUAAACUAAUUUAUGUAAUGAAACAUAAUUGUUAUAAAAUAGUAACUUAUUAGGGCAUAUCAUUAACUAAUAAAAAGGCAAGAACAUGGAUAUUGAAAACAGGAUAAUCUCAUUUGUUUUCUAAUAGAAGGAAAUGACAAUUUCUAAAGUAAUGAUUUAGUAAUCAAAGAUCUGAUCUAAUUGAUUACUUAAGAGAAGAAUUUGAAAAGCCUUCUUUAAAAAAAAUCAAUAUAAUUAAGCUAAACAGAAAUAUUUUGAAAUAUCACUAAACUAACAACUUUAUGAAAGGUAAAAUUAAAAAUGGAAACUUCAACCAUUUAGGAACAAAAUAUAAUAUAUGAAUACUUUAGGAACUUGCAAUAAAUUUGAUGAUAAAUUACUGUAAAAUUUAAUACUCCAGUAUGAUAGGCGGAAAGGAAUUUUGAAAAUCAAUACUAGACAAC
Paramecium octaurelia is the source of this 567-nucleotide messenger RNA. The record is from the annotation of a GenBank genome assembly. NCBI's taxonomy places the organism in Eukaryota, Ciliophora, Oligohymenophorea, Peniculida, Parameciidae.